Messenger RNA from Theileria equi strain WA, 1276 nucleotides. Its product is annotated as protein disulfide isomerase, putative. Gene Ontology annotation, cellular component: endoplasmic reticulum lumen. NCBI's taxonomy places the organism in Eukaryota, Apicomplexa, Aconoidasida, Piroplasmida, Theileriidae. Bases 113 to 1276 code for a protein of 387 amino acids. Gene Ontology annotation, biological process: response to endoplasmic reticulum stress. The record is from RefSeq and is a predicted model, not a curated record. The transcript has 8 exons. Gene Ontology annotation, molecular function: protein disulfide isomerase activity; protein-disulfide reductase activity.
ACUUUUCAUAUUUUGGACAAGAGACUGAAAUUUGCGCAAACAUCCAUCGAUUGGCUCGGGGACUGACUGAAAGGACUGGGUGUAGCGGAUUUGCGGUUCGUCGAGUGGAGAAAUGAAGGGACUCUGGGUGUUGGCCGUCCUCUGUGUGAGACUCUCGUUGGCUGGACUGUACGACGGCAAAGGCGAUGUCAAGGUCCUCAGGGACCCAGAGUUCACGCAGCAGGUCAAGAAGCGCGUUUCAAUCGUUGAGUUUUACGCCGACUGGUGCGGGCAUUGCAAGGAGUUUUCUAAAGUCUACAAGGAGGUUUCCAAGGUGCUAAAGGGUGUGAUUCCGGUUAUCGCCGUGAAUGACGAAUCCUUGGCUCAGAAAUAUUCGGUAAAGGGGUACCCUACGGUCAAGGUGUUUAUUCCAAACGGUACCAACAACCCUGAUGUCGUGGAUUACAACGAAGCCAGAAGUCUGGAACCGCUUGUUGCAUUCGCAAUGAAGAGGUUGAACAAGUAUGUCAAGGACAAAGUGUCUAAAGCUACUCCGAAACCAAAGACUAGCACAAACGAAGUCCCUGGGAGCGUUGUACAGCUUACGAGCGAUAAUUUUAAAAGGACAGUUUUGGAAGACUCGAAUACGCAGUGGCUCGUGAUGUUUUAUGCUCCGUGGUGUGGUCACUGCAAACAGCUUGAGCCAGAGUGGGUGAGAAUGGCAAAAAAUAGUGGCUCUGUAAAGGUUGGCAAGGUGGAUUGUACCGUUGAGACAUCCCUGGCUUCGCAGUACAACAUCAAGGGCUUCCCUACCAUCAUCCUGUUCCCUCAGGGAGGGAAACCGAUAAACUAUGAAGGCGCACGAAAGGCAGAUGAUAUCUUGUCGUUUGCAAAGAGGCACUACAAGAAUGUCGGACCCCCAAAGAGAGUCAGCAAGGUCUCGGAUCUCAAGGCCAAUUGCAGCGGACCGCUUUGCCUCUUGUUCUUUCUCAACAAGGAUGCGGAGUCGCAACUCGACACCAUUGCAAAUGUUAGACAAAAGAGUCCAAACACGCCAUUUCCGUUUGUCUAUACCACGGAGGGAAGUAACCCGCAGUGGGAAGGAGUCUUUAGACUUGGGACGUUUCCGACGCUUGUCGGAUUGAAUUUGGCCAAGGGUGUCUUUGUACACAUGAAGACGGCCUUUUCAGAGGCGUCUGUUAGCGCAUUUGUGAAUUCGAUAACUAGUGGAAAGGCGUACGCAGAGCGUCUGUCUGAGGAUCUUGUUGACGAGGAUGUUGUUAGAACUGAACUGUAA